AUGUCGAGUCUGGCCACUGAGUUCAAAAAAGCCUGGCCUGUACACACAGACCUGAACAAGGAGGUCGUGCAAGCUGUUCGCCUAGUUCUUUGCGCUGAGCAAGUCGGCGGUUCGAUAGUGCUAGCAAGCCUCCCACGAUCAUGCAUAUUCUACUUCCUCGAACUCUGUCAGUUGCUGAUCACACCUGACGAUGAUGGUGCCAACAUCAAGGUCUGA
Messenger RNA from Fusarium subglutinans, 216 nucleotides. RefSeq lists its product as uncharacterized. The record is from RefSeq and is a predicted model, not a curated record. Lineage: Eukaryota; Fungi; Ascomycota; Sordariomycetes; Hypocreales; Nectriaceae. The transcript has 2 exons. The coding region runs from base 1 to 216 and encodes 71 amino acids.